GCAAGUCACGCCAUGUCAAGAGGAGGUGACCUGAGUUCUAGUGUAAGGUUUGAAGAUGGCGGCAGAGUCGUCCCGUUCUUCAAUGAUUUGUUUGUUUUGAUUUGUAAACUGCCUUGAUUUUAAUCACUUUGAAAAAUACGCAAAUCUCAAGGAUGUCUAGUUGGGCAGGCUUUACAGAAGAUGAAAUACGACGGAUGAGAAUAGACCAUGGAGAAACUGAAUCGAUGGGAAAACAGAAUGGUGAAUUUCCUUUGAAAAAGUCUUCUCUAAAGGUCGUUACAAAAAAGUCUCGAGUCAGAGAAAAGAUCAGAAAAAGUGAGAAAAAGAUAAUUAAAGAAUCUGUUGAAAGUGUUGAAAAUGACAAAGAUCAAGUAAAUGAUGAAAGUGUACGUGAAAUCCCGAGAGAAAAUCCUGCACCAGAGUCAGAAAGAUCACUUUCUCCGCCAGAUAGUAAAAUUCAAGAGGAAAAACCUUCAUCAGUGGAGUUGGAAGAACAAAAACAAAUGGAUGCAGAGCCUGGAAUGAUAACAGAACCCGAAAGGAUUCAAGCAAUUGAGUUGUCAUCUCUUGAAAAACUACAGCAGAAACAGAAAGAAAUUGAAGAUGAGAACAAGAAAAAGAAAGCUGCCUUGCAGGAAACACUAAAACUAAGAUACCGUAAAACUCAAGCAGAAGCCAAAACACUCCAGUUGGUCCAGAAUGAGCUUAGUCACCUGGAUACGCUGCUAUCAGCAGAUGUUGCAAUUCUUAGAGACAAGAUAGAAGAAGCUGCACGUGACUUUGCGCAAGCGCAGAAAUGCUAUGAAAGAGCAGAGAAAGAAUUUGUUGAAUCAAAGCUUGAUCUACAUAGAAAAACAGAACGGAAGGAGAUGCUCACAGAGCACUUGUAUGCCAUCAUACAAGAGAAUGAACAAAGAAAAGCGAAAAAGCUAGAGGAACUUAUGGCAAAACUGAAUGUGCCUGAGGCUGAACUUCUUACGUCAGAGUGUCCAGAAAAAUGUGAUGGCACUGAGAAAGAUGGUCUGACCAAACCACUGAUUUCCUUAGAGAAAAUUACAGAGCAACAAGAGGAAAAUAAAGAAAAAGACAAAAUAGUUAGUGAACCACCCGUAAGACGAGACUGGGAACUGAGUAUAGAGACUGAAAGACAGCAAACAUCUCCGUCAGACUGCUAAUUCAGGGGCUGUAACAAAGGGUGGGGACCACGUGUCCCCCAUUAUGU
Nematostella vectensis (starlet sea anemone) is the source of this 1222-nucleotide messenger RNA. RefSeq names its product RAB6-interacting golgin-like. The transcript is spliced from 4 exons. The record is from RefSeq and is a predicted model, not a curated record. The coding region runs from base 153 to 1175 and encodes 340 amino acids. Gene Ontology annotation, biological process: non-motile cilium assembly. Lineage: Eukaryota; Metazoa; Cnidaria; Anthozoa; Actiniaria; Edwardsiidae.